Molecule: messenger RNA, 6873 nt
Organism: Mus musculus (house mouse)
Lineage: Eukaryota; Metazoa; Chordata; Mammalia; Rodentia; Muridae
Gene: Vps26b
Product: VPS26 retromer complex component B
Exons: 6
Coding region: 474-1484 (336 amino acids)
Biological process (GO): retrograde transport, endosome to Golgi; intracellular protein transport
Cellular component (GO): cytosol; retromer complex; membrane
Source: RefSeq, marked validated
GUGCGCGUGGCAUCAUCUUCGCAUCCGGGCCGGAGUUCUCCUGCCCCUUCCCCCGCCCGGCGCCGCCGUAGCACUUCGGUGCGUUACGCCGCGGGAGUCCAGGCAGUUCUGUGUGUGCGGCUGGGCGCUGGACCCCACCCGGUGGGCGACGAGACGCGCGUGCUUGGCGCCUUUCCUCCCAGGGCCCUAGUCGCUGCACCGCCAGGAUCUGCGUUGGUACUGUGUCUGGCCUCUCGGUGCAUCGCUGCUCUGGGCGCCGCAACCCGCAGCCGACCUCCUUCCUCCGCCCUGCCUCACCCCAGGGGCGCAGGCCAUCGGCGAUCGCCCACCGCCCAGCUCAGAGCGAGCGGGGCUGCGGUGCAGCGUCCAGCGCGUUCCCGCAGCCGGCCCUCCGGCCUGCCUUCCCCGAAGGCAGCUCGCGCCUGGGAGGGAGGGAGCAGUCUGUGCCGACACCGGCGCGGCCAGGCGGGGAGAUGAGCUUCUUCGGCUUCGGGCAGAGCGUGGAGGUGGAAAUCUUGCUGAAUGAUGCGGAGAGUAGGAAGCGAGCGGAGCACAAGACUGAGGACGGGAAGAAGGAGAAAUAUUUCCUCUUCUACGACGGGGAAACCGUCUCGGGGAAAGUGAGCCUAUCACUGAAGAACCCCAACAAGCGACUAGAGCACCAGGGCAUCAAGAUCGAGUUCAUUGGGCAGAUCGAACUCUACUAUGACCGUGGGAACCACCAUGAGUUUGUGUCUUUGGUGAAGGACCUGGCUCGGCCAGGAGAGAUCACCCAAUCGCAGGCCUUCGACUUUGAGUUCACCCAUGUGGAAAAGCCGUAUGAAUCCUACACAGGACAGAAUGUGAAGCUCCGCUAUUUCCUUCGAGCCACCAUCAGCCGCCGCCUCAAUGAUGUUGUUAAAGAGAUGGACAUUGUAGUUCACACACUUAGCACAUACCCCGAGCUGAACUCAUCCAUCAAGAUGGAAGUUGGCAUUGAGGAUUGCCUGCACAUUGAAUUUGAGUACAACAAAUCCAAAUACCACUUGAAAGAUGUCAUUGUAGGGAAGAUAUACUUCCUGCUGGUGAGAAUCAAGAUCAAGCACAUGGAGAUAGACAUCAUCAAACGAGAGACAACAGGCACGGGUCCCAACGUGUACCACGAGAACGACACAAUAGCGAAGUAUGAGAUCAUGGACGGGGCACCAGUCCGAGGUGAGUCCAUCCCCAUCAGGCUCUUCCUGGCAGGGUAUGAGCUCACACCCACCAUGCGUGACAUAAAUAAGAAGUUCUCUGUGCGCUAUUACCUCAACUUGGUGCUGAUAGAUGAGGAGGAACGGCGCUACUUCAAGCAGCAGGAAGUGGUGUUGUGGCGGAAGGGUGACAUCGUACGGAAGAGCAUGUCCCACCAGGCAGCCAUUGCCUCACAGCGCUUCGAGGGCACAACCUCCCUGGGUGAGGUGCGGACCCCUGGCCAACUGUCUGACAACAACAGCAGGCAGUAGGCCCCUGGGGCCAAGAAGUUGCUGGGCUUCCACCACAGAACCCCCAUCUGCCGAAUACCAGCCACUGCGGGAGGGGGAGGAUGGUGUGAGGUUCAACUGGCUGUUACUUGCAACCUUGGAAACAAAUCAUGUUUUUUACUUAAAUUUUUUUCUCUGAAGAACCUAAGGGGCUUGGGUUGGGCAGCAGUCUCCCCGGGAUGCUGCAGCCUAGGUAGGGAUAAGGAGAGGAAACAUUCUGGAAGCUAAUCUCUUCCUUGGGAAUGAGCUCUGUGUCAAGGCUGUCUCAAGCCUUAAAGCAGAGUUGAGAGCACACAUCCUUGGCUCCAGGUUCUCUGGGCUUCCUGAUACAGAAGCUGAGUGUGUCCCUGGCAUUUACCUGCCACCAGGGCUCUGGGUAGUCGUGUCUUAUACUCCCUGUGACUGUUCUGAGAUAGUGACAGAAGGGCCUGUCUCAUCUAACUUGGAAGAACACUCAAGAACAGGAAGCUACCUCUCGGGGUGUCCGGGACGUGGUGCUCUCGAGUUUCUACAGUCACCUCUGGCCUCUCACUACUGGGACCAGACCCUUCUCUUCUUCAUCUUCUCUAGCUUGUCAAGAACUAUACAGGAGCAGAAGCUUAAGGAAGGGUCUGUGUCUGACUCCUCUUACUUGUGAGAAACAGGCACAGAGAAGCCCUGAUUCGGUGUCACACAUGGAUGGCAAGGGGCUGAACUAGGUCUCCUGAGGGGGAAAAAGAAACAUCAGGCAAGGCAACCGUCUGCCUUCACCACAUGACUCCUCUUGGCAACCCAGUGUCUGGGUUGUUGUAGGGAAUUACUUUAAGUUAUCCAACAAGCCCUAAGCAGAGGGUCUGUUUCCUUUAGCCUAGAUCCUAGAAGAGGCUGGGCUCCACUUGCCUCCUAAAGCAGUUUGUCCUACUCCUUGUCUUCUGCUUGAUUUCUGGAACUGGGCUUUGUUUCAAGCAUGUAUAAGUUUUGUCCUUACUCCCACCCAAACCCUUUCAUCCCACCAUCUACAAAUUAGGGGAGGAAGGACCUCUGCACAGGGCUCUGCUACUGUGACUAGAGUAAUUCUGCUUGCCAAAUGACAUCUAUCUUCACCAAUUCACUGACUCAAGUUUAGGACCACUAUUUUGUUUUGUUUUGAAUUUAAAAACAAAAUAGGACAACUGUGGUGGAUGUUGUUAUACUAGAGAAGAGGUAGUUCUUCCUCCUGCUCUAUGCUUGGCCUGCAAGUAGAAAAGGGGUUGACUGUCUUUCUACCUUGUCUGGAAAUGACUAGAAUUACCAUCUCCUGUUGGCUGUCCUCCCCUGUCUGAGAAAGAUCAAGCAGACCUGAUGUUCAACAAGUAGUGUUCGCUGGUCUGUGUUCCUUGUAAUUUGGAAAGUAAAGGAUUUGUUCCUGUGUCAUCUUUCAGUUCAUGUAGAAAAUGGGACUCUUGCAAUCUCUGGCUUUGACAGGGCGGGCCGUUGGAUGAAAGACUCUUGGAAUGACUGGGGGUAGCAGAGCUAAGGAAAGUAAAGUUUUCUCCAUGCACAACCCCAGGUUUAGGUGUGACAUACAAUCCCCAUGGGAACAGGUUCACCCAUCCAGCUGUCCUUGGCUAUCAAGGCUGGGCCCUAGCAUAUGAGGGAGUUGGGUUCUGGGCUCUUGCCCUUUUCAGGAUAUGAGACUAGACUCUGCCGUGCCUCCUUUUAAUAUCUCAUUAAAAAGCAUUUGUCAAUUUCUCUGCCUCCCAGCCGACAACACAAAAUUAUUUUCCAACUUUUGCUAAUAUCAUAAGCCUUUCUUCUGGGAGAACUAGAAGGUAGAAUAUGCUGUUUCUCUCAGGAGCUGUGCACAAGCCAAGUAUGUUUUCUCUGCCUGUCCCCCGUUCUCCUUUCUCUGCCAACUGUGAAAGUAUGGGAAGGUUCCCAUCCCCAUCCUUUAAGGUUCCCAAACCUGGAGUGCAUAGGUACUAAACCAAGCAGUGCAACUUGUAAUUAAGAAGCUGCAGUGUUUACAUGUUUCUUAAUGUGUUGUCUUUUCAAUGGCUGUAUUUUAAAAGAACAUUUGUUUUAAUGAUGUCUCUAAUUAAAGGAAGCCCUAUGGCUUUGGAGGCAUUGUGCCCGUGAUCCACCAGAUUCUGUGGUCUUUCCUUCUUAACACUGUCUCAUCUCUGACACAGUAUGCAGCAUGCCUUUAACACUGCCUUCUUUUCCAGUGGAUGGUAAACAGUAAUGAGCACUGUACUAACCACCCAUUAUAGGCAAACAUGGCCCAGUUCUGGCCACACUGUCUGGCAAUGUGCCUGAAACCCCGUUUUCCACCGUGGUGGGACAAAGAAGACUAAAAGUAGCAUGGAAAGAUCAAGACAUAGAUUUACUGAGUGUUCAAAGAACAAGAGACUCAGUCCUACAUUUUGCUGUUUACUGCGUAACUACAGAGGUAGGGGCAGGUGAAAGUAGAGGUGCCUACAUCUUCUAGCUGACCAAAGGAACCAGGCUGGGAUAUGACACCUCCAGUGGAGGAUCCUUCUACACACAACACAGGUUUAGAAGAAAACACUUCCAACCUUGUCAUUAAAUCUUUUAUUAGGAAAAUUAACAAACCAUCCGUGCACACGACCCCAGGUGGAUACAGCAAGCUUUCUCCUUCUGUCUUAUAAAAUCUUGGCUUGUUCACUCCAUCAGUAGAGCCUUCUGAUUAACUUGGUUCUGUUUCCUCCAGGCUCAAAAUAAAAUCAAACUCUUCUACAAAAAAGAGGGGUUGAGGGUGAGACUGAGGUGUUUAUCGUGUCCCGCAUAGGGAAGUUGAAGGGCAGCUCCUGCAGGGGGCAGCUGUCUAUUAAGAAGCUGGAACAGCUGGUACUGGGUAUAUAACAGUGGACAGUGUAGCACAUAGCCUUGCUUGUGGGUGGCUCAGGUGAGGGCACCAACUCUCCCAUGUUAGGUCUCACCUUGAGUCAGAGGCUGAACGGAAAGUCUCUGGCGGGUGAAGAGAGUCAUGCUUUUUAAGGGGCCGCCAGUAGCUUUGUGGGCUUGGUGAUAGGUUUUAAGCUCCUCCAGAGGGAUGAAGCGCUUCAUCAUUCGAACAAACUGUACAUCCACCUAUUCGACAGCAUUUGAAGGGAACAGAAACACGUUCGGCCAGACCCUGCCCAAUUUUAAGGGAUGGGUCCACUGUGUUGCCUAGUGUGUCCUUAAAUUCCUGUUGCUGAAUCAAUUUUCAGGCCUCAGCCCACCGAGUAGCUAAGCGCAUGUACAGCCUUGCUUCUGUGCACACCCAGAGUUUUUGCUAUUUGCAGGAGGUGCCUGGUAUUAGGGCUGCCAAUAUUCUGAUAUCCCAAUUCAGUAAAACUUCAUCUAGCUGAGAGCUGGGCUGUGCUCCCUGACCUAACAGUACCCCACAUUCUUUUCCCCCUUUUGUCCACUCUGCCCUAUGAAACAAGAACAGUUCUUACCAUCGACCAUUUAGGGUCGUCCUCUUUGCUGGAUGGAUCGUAAUGGGGAUUACUUUUCUCAAACUGUGUGUGGUCUGGGUAAGCCUCCUUUACAAUCUGAAAGCAAAAAACCCCAAUCCAGUCAUUUUAAAUCCCUGCCCAAGUUUUUUUUUUUUUUAAUAAAGAUUUAUUUAUUUUUAUAUAUGAGUGCAUUGUAGCUGUCUUCAGACACACCAGAAGAAGGCAUCAGAUCCCAUCACAGAUGGUUGUGAGCCACCAUAUGGUUGUGGGAAUUGGACUCGGGACCUCUGAAGAACAGCCUGUGCUCUUAACUGCUGAGCCAUCUCACCAGCCUCCUGCCCAAAUUUUAAUAUGCAUCUAACUCAAAUCCCACCCCCACCCCCCAUUCUAAUCAUUUUCCCUUGCCAUGGAGACAGCUGGUACUCUGGAAAUAACAAUCUAAGGAAGCAAAGCCAGGAAGGAGAGCUGAAUUUUCCAAGGUUUCACAGCCAUGUUCUAAAACUCAAUGAUAAGUUACUGUUGGAAACAGGUUUUUAUUUUCUCCCAACUCCACACAGUUUUAUCCUGAAAUUCUUAGUGAAGAGGAGCUACUUGAUGGAAACCUCAGAUAGUGACAAGUAGUAGUAGGGCCUGAAAUGAAGGCCUUCCUAUUCUAAUCUCUGUCACACAGGUGAUGGUCAGGGCACUUUUCCUCACUGACUGUGACAGGCCGAGUGAGGUCGUUUUUGCCUAUUUAAGCUGUAGGCCUUUCACAAAUCCCUAAAGGGAAGAAUCCAGGCUCAGAUGUGUGCGUCUAACCUUCAUAAGUCCAACAAUGCCAGGCUGUUUGCAGUUGCUAUGGUAGAAGAAGGCUUCAUCCUCCAAUUUCAUGGCCCUGAGGAAGUUCCGAGCCUGUGUCAAAGAAGAAACAAGGGCUACCCACUUAACAGCUGGGAAGAAAGCAAGUCUGUUUUUAUUCAAUGUUUAUUUCUGUUUUGCAGCUUCUCUCCAUUCAUAAUGAAAUCUGUUCCUUUGUUCAGAGUCCUAGCCUUGUUCCAGGACACUAGCCAGAACCAAGCUACUUUGCAGACUGCAUGCUGUCACAGCGAUUAUGAUAUUUCUGAAAACAUUUUCAGAUAGAGUUCAGGGAAAAGCAGUACUGGCUAAAAGGCCCUGCUCCUGCAGACUGCGAUGGAGGAGGCAGGCAUGUACCUAGUGUGGUCAGCUUCAGGGUCCCUGCCCUCAUUUCCUUACCUGAUAGUUGCGAACACCAUCCCAGCAAGCUGUCUGCUUGGGCUGUGCUUUGAGAUCCUCGAUGCUGAACUAGACAAAAGAAAAUCAAGCCAUUCAUUACUAAAAGGUCACUGGCCAGUCGGUAAGCUUCUAUGGAAACAAAAAGUUCUCUCCUUAAUCCUGAAAAGUGCUACAGCUGUAAAGGAGCUAGGUAGGUUACUGGAAACUAGUUCCAGGGAGUCACUGGUGUUGAACGUGUAAGUAGCCUUGGGUUUUGCAUUGUGAGCUUUGCUAAUUAAUUUAGUUGAAUGGAUAAUCAGGAUAAUAAAAGUCUGCUGGUUCCCUGUAUUUCACUUAUUAAAAUAUCAUAAUUCUCUAAUAUUUCUAUUUUUCUCAAGCUAGUACUAAAAUUGGCUAAUCUUCACUACCUGAAUACAUGGCCACACUUGUCAGGGAGACGUCUGGGAGCACGGCAACCAGUAAGAAAAAUCUACCAACCAAGGAGGGCCAGGUGUGGGGGUGCACGCCUGUAACUCCAGCCCUCAUAAACCUGAAUGCAAGGAGGAACUUAAAUUCAAGGGGCAACCUGGGCUACUUCAAAAGUUAAGAGGCCAGCUUGGGCUACAUAGUUAGAUCGUCUUAAAAACACGUAACAGCAAAAUCAAACUAAGAUUGACACUGGAAAACUGAACCAAAUGCCUGAUUUUAUAAAUAAAGUUUUACCUUUUAAUGUA